AUGCUGGCGUCAAGAAGUCUGACAUUGAUGAUAUCGUUUUGGUUGGUGGUUCUACCAGAAUUCCAAAGGUUCAAGAAUUGUUGGAGAAGUUCUUUGACGGAAAGAAGGCUUCUAAGGGGUAUCAAUCCCGAUGAAGCCGUUGCAUAUGGUGCUGCUGUUCAAGCCGGUGUGUUGAGUGGUGAAGAAGGUGUCGAUGACAUUGUGUUGUUGGAUGUCAACCCAUUGACUUUGGGUAUUGAAACCACUGGUGGUGUCAUGACCACCUUGAUCAACAGAAACACCGCUAUUCCAACUAAAAAGUCUCAAAUCUUCUCAACUGCGGCUGACAACCAACCAACUGUGUUGAUCCAGGUCUACGAGGGUGAACGUGCCAUGGCUAAGGACAACAACAAGUUGGGUAAGUUUGAGUUGACCGGAAUCCCACCAGCUCCAAGAGGUGUACCACAAAUCGAAGUGACUUUCUCGUUGGAUGCCAAUGGUAUCUUGAAGGUGGAGGCCAUGGACAAGGGAACAGGAAAGUCCGAGUCGAUCACCAUCACCAACGACAAGGGUAGAUUGUCCAAGGAGGAUAUCGACAGAAUGGUUGAGGAGGCCGAGAAGUACGCCCAGCAAGAUGCUGAGGUGAAAGCCAAGAUCGAGUCUAGAAACUCGUUGGAAAACUACGCCCACUUGUUGCGGGGUCAAUUGAAGGAUGAGAGCGAAACCGGGUUGGGAGCUAAACUUUCCGACGAGGACAAGGAAACCUUGGACGACGCCGUGAAGGAGACGUUGGAAUUCAUAGAGGACAACUACGACACUGCCACUUCUGAGGAGUUUGAAGAGCAGAAGCAAAAGUUGAUCGAUGUUGCAAACCCCAUCACUGCCAAGUUGUACGGCGGAGCCCCAGACGAUGGUGCCCAAUUUGGAGACGCCGACAGUGAUGACGACUUUGACCACGACGAGUUGUAA
Molecule: messenger RNA, 948 nt
Organism: Meyerozyma guilliermondii ATCC 6260
Lineage: Eukaryota; Fungi; Ascomycota; Pichiomycetes; Serinales; Debaryomycetaceae
Exons: 1
Coding region: 1-948 (315 amino acids)
Biological process (GO): endoplasmic reticulum unfolded protein response; protein refolding; cellular response to unfolded protein
Cellular component (GO): cytoplasm; endoplasmic reticulum chaperone complex; membrane
Molecular function (GO): ATP hydrolysis activity; heat shock protein binding; ATP binding
Source: RefSeq, a predicted model, not a curated record